CUGCUGCAGACGAUAUUCCUUCUUGCGGUUUGCCAAAGCUGCUGAUGCGAACAAGCGCUCUCCAGCAUGACGAUCAAUCCCACCUUCCUCGCACAACGGACGCGCUCGUCCAUUAACUGGGCGGACGCACGCCGGCGAACUCUGAAGAGCUAUCGAGAAUGGCUGAGAGCGAGCCCCGAAAUCCAGUCGAUGUACUCCCUAAACAUGCCCGUUUCUAGAAUCCGAACUCAGGUGCGAAAAGAGUAUGAAAAACACAGAUAUGUCAAAAACAUUCAGGCAGUCGAUGUUCUGCUUACACAGAGCCAUGCCGAAUUCCAGGAAACGCUCAAUUUCUGGAAGCAGAAUUCACACAUCAUGAAAUAUUUCAGAAUAGAAGAGGAUGAGAAUGCCACGCUGCCCAAGAACUUUGUGUCGGGCUUUCUCGAGGGGCGGAAUUGAUGACCCAAGAGAACGGCUUCGUCUAGUCUACAAGUCCAAGACUUUACAUGUACAUAGCAUAAAGACAGACAACUCCCAAGCGCCAUCGCUAUGCUGUCGACCGACAAAUGGAUUCCAAAACCAGAGAAAUGUAAUCGGAUCACGAUGCAUGAGCAGCGUUGAACGCAUCUCGUGACUCGGUAAACUUUUCGGUGACCACGUCGCAUGCCUCCAUCAUGUCCAUUAGUCCUUUUCGAAGCGCACCUGUUGCGGUGGUCUUGGUGUCCUCUAUUUAUGCAUUAGUAGAUGAGCCAGCAGGUUGAACGCCACGGCGGCGUCACGUGUAUCCAUGUCCUUACCCCAGGUUUGUAUGCGAAUAUGCAUCUUGGUCUCGGAUGGAUGGGGGAUUGUGUAGCCACAGAACUCGACAUCGGGGCUGAACCAUGUGUUAGAAUUGAG
Messenger RNA from Exophiala mesophila, 876 nucleotides. RefSeq lists its product as uncharacterized. Bases 67 to 438 code for a protein of 123 amino acids. The record is from RefSeq and is a predicted model, not a curated record. Gene Ontology annotation, biological process: response to oxidative stress. The transcript is spliced from 5 exons. NCBI's taxonomy places the organism in Eukaryota, Fungi, Ascomycota, Eurotiomycetes, Chaetothyriales, Herpotrichiellaceae.